Molecule: messenger RNA, 1086 nt
Organism: Venustampulla echinocandica
Lineage: Eukaryota; Fungi; Ascomycota; Leotiomycetes; Helotiales; Pleuroascaceae
Exons: 4
Coding region: 1-1086 (361 amino acids)
Source: RefSeq, a predicted model, not a curated record
AUGUCUGAUGAUGAAGCGGAUCCCGAGCUUCUUGACUUCCUCCGCCAGCACUUUCAGAAGUCUUCUCUUGCACCUCCAAUACCAGAGACGCACGUUCUAGAGGAUGCCGAGUAUAUUUAUGACAACGCCAUCGAUGUGGCACUGGAUUCCCAGGCCACCAGCGCAGCUGCUGCCAUGAUAUACGACCAAAUGCAGAAAAAGGGAUACUCCACCAAAACAUGGGCAUCGCAUGAUUUUCACCCUCAGGCCAAAGACGAGACCACAGUUGAUUUUAUCUUUACUUUGGAUCUUUUGAAUUUUUCAUUCUGGUCAGAGCGGGAAGCUGAGGAACGCUUUGCAAUCGAGUACAAGGGCAAGACAUGGACUGGAUAUAAAAGCUUAGUCGCUGCAUUGCAGCGAGCACUUGAUGAGGACAUUCCGAUUACUUCCUCGGACUUUUGGCAAAAUGAAAAUGAGUGUACCGAAGAGGUUUUGAGGCAUGUCUUUAGGAGUGCUACCGAUGAAGAGAUCCCUCUGUUUGAUGAGCGGGUGAAGUGCUUGCGAGAAGCAGGCCAAAAAUACCAAUGCAGCUUCACGAAAUGCAUUGAAGCUGCCAACCGCUCCGCACCGGCCUUGGUCAACUUGCUCGCAGCUGAUUUUCCCUGCUUCAAUGAUGUUGCCUUAUACGAUAACCGGAAAACCGUGAGGUUCCUCAAACGGGCCCAGAUUUGUGUUGCGGAUAUCUGGGCCGCAUUCGAUGGUGAGGGCUAUGGGCAGUUUGACGAUAUUGACAAGAUUACCAUCUUUGCAGACUACAGAGUUCCACAGAUCUUAAAUGCCCUGGGUUGUCUAUGGUACAGUCCACGUCUCCAGAGUACAAUCGUUCAGAAGCGGGUCAUUGAGAGUGGCGAUUCGUGGGAGCUUCAGCUGAGAGGCUGUACUAUCUGGUGCGCUGAGUUGAUCCGGAGGGAAAUCAUGAGGAAACACCCGUCUGCAAAAAUCAAUGCUAUCCUGAUUGAUUUCUUUCUUUAUGAUACUAUGAAAGAUCGAGAGGCAUCUGGGGAUGAAGAAAUCCCUCAUCAUAGGACCCGAAGUAUAUGGUACUGA